Neopelma chrysocephalum (saffron-crested tyrant-manakin) is the source of this 549-nucleotide messenger RNA. It is a transcript of the gene BOLA3, whose product is annotated as bolA family member 3. The annotation marks the transcript as partial. The transcript has 4 exons. NCBI's taxonomy places the organism in Eukaryota, Metazoa, Chordata, Aves, Passeriformes, Pipridae. The record is from RefSeq and is a predicted model, not a curated record.
ACGGCCCCCCACCCACUGCCACCCACAGCCCCUGUGUGUGUGUUUGGGGUCCCCCCAGCCCCUCUGUGUGUGUUUGGGGUCUUUCCAGGGUCUGCCCAUUUCCCGUGUGUGUGUUUGGGGUCCCCCAAGGUCCCCCCAUUCUGUGUGUGUGUGUUUGGGGUCCCCCUGGGCCCCCCCAGUCUCCCAUCACUGCCCCCCCCAGCUGUUCCUGCGCUGCCGCUCCUGGCGCAGCCUCAGCUCCGGCUCCGAGGGGGAGUCGCACCUGACGCGGGUCCUGCGGGAGAGGUUCCCCAGGGCCUCCUCCAUCAAGGUCGUGGACAUCUCAGGAGGCUGCGGGGCCAUGUACGAGAUCCACAUCGAGUCCGAGGAGUUCAGGGAGAAGAGGACGGUGCAGCAGCACCAGAUGGUCAACCAGGCCCUGAGUGAGGAGAUCAAGCACAUGCACGGGCUGCGCAUCUUCACCUCCACCCCCAAGCCCUGAGGCUGCUCCACACCAAUAAAAUGCUCCAGGGCUGCUCUGGCUCUGCCUCCCUGGAUAUAUAAACUUCA